AUGAAGUGCAGCAAAUGCAGUGAAGACAUUGACAUCCACUACGUCGACGAGCAUGUUUGCAAGCCAAAUCCAACAUCCGAUGGGCCCGCCAAGGCACCGGAGUCACCGGAGCCUCCAUCUCGUGUCAUUGACCGCGCAUCGACGGCCUCUUCUAUCUCAGUGCCUUCAGUAUCGUCGUAUAGUACACAUUCGCGGAGCUCACGGAGUAGCACUUCAACCAAACGAGCACCUUCAGUCCGGUCUACGCACACUCUUCAGCAGUCACCACCUGCUGACCUUCCUUCGCGACCACAGUACAAGUCUACUGCUUCUUUCCAGAGUUUCCGCUCUCAUAGCAGUGCCGGCGAUGCUGAAGAUACAAACCACUCUCCCCCGCCUCGCUCCGGCCCGUCUCCGGCCCCAACAGUGCGAUCAAAUCCAGUUUCUUCCCCCGUGGAUGAAACAGUGACUUCCCCAGUCCAACGCUCGGGGCCUUCGCCCACGCUUACCGUACGCUCGAACCCGCCAUUACCGCCGCGGUCUGCGUCUCCAACUCCCAGUUCGAGAGCUCCUUCAAGAAUGAUGGCAGCUUCUCCCGCCCCAUCCAUCCCUGUUUCACGCACUCCCGAACCUCCUGCGGUUCUUCCACCGGUAGCUCCGUUGGCUCCCCGCAAGUUUUCACGCUCAAGCAAUGAUUCUCUUCCGCCUCAGCCCCCUCCGCCCGCGCAUUCCUCCUCCCCUCCCGAUACUUCCAUAGGCGGAGAAGCUGGUAUGGCUGGCGUUGGUCGGCGUGCUUUUGCAGCCGUGGCCCAUGCAGCACUUUUCACCGGUCAUGCGAAAUUUGGGUUGCCCAGCCCAGGUUUAAGUCCGACUUCUAUAUAUGGAUAUCCCGGCCAAAUACUUAGUCUUAGCCCAACAAGCCCAGUAGACGGCCGACUUAGCUCACUAAGCGGUUAUCUAAAUAUUAGCACUGACGUUGGUGGCGGUACACCACCCCUAUCGCCUUCAUAUUCUCCGGGCUCCCCUUCAUCCGCAAUGCGCCCUCGCUCGCCCGCAGAUGAUGUCCCAAGUCCGGGCGCAGAAAUCACGCGAGAGACCUCGCGUUCACCCUCUCCGGUUGAUGUAAUCGAUGGUUCAGGGGAACGUUCAAAAGGGAAAGGCGUUUCAGGAGGUCUCUCAUCGCUCGCCAAGCAAUUACGAAAGGAUGCAGCCAAUACUGCAUCCACCUCGCCAGAGGAGGAACCCCUUCAGUCUGCUUCCCCGGAGCCCAUGGAAGAACAUGAACGUGGUAGAUCGCGCGCUGUGUCCAUCGCGAGAUCUGAAGCCGAGUCCGAAACUGAGCUAGCCUAUGGAAGGAGUCCUUCUCCACCAGCUGAGCGCCGAAAACUGUCAGAUUCAGGCUCAGAUUCAGGCUCGACCGACGAAGGUGUUGGUGCUGGUGCUGGCGACAGCGAAGGAAAUACAAUUGCAUUCCCGCGUCGCGAUUCAAAUGGAUCAGAUCACACCCCCAAACGUAGCAGUUCGCAAUCUUCCAGCCAUUCGUCAUCGUCCGGUUCCAGCUCUGUACGGCGUCCCAAGCAGUCUGCCGGCGCGCAAACCCUUAGUGCAUUGCGCGAAGAAGACGAGGAUGACCGCCAAUCGGUUUAUACUAGUCCCAGUUCGGCGGAAGUCGGAGGCACCUUCAAGGUUACUUCUAUUCCGGACGCCGAGGAACAACCGAAGGUUGUCCCCGUUACCGCAAAGACAUUGGGUAUGCUCGGGUCAGACAUGGAUCGACGUAAACGUAUUCGAACAUGCGCUAAAUGUGAAAAACGCAUCGAAGACGGUCGUUGGAUUAAGAUCGACGACGGUGGUAAUACAGUUUUAUGCGAGCAAGACUGGAAAAUGAUGUACUUGCCCAAGUGUGGGCUCGCAAUCGAGACCCAGGCCAUAUACGCGUCUGACGGCCAAUUGAAAGGGAAGUACCACAAAGAAUGUUUCAAUUGCUAUACCUGCCACAAACCAUUCCCUGACCGUUCAUUCUAUGUUCAUGAAGAGAGGCCCUACUGCAAAUACCACUAUCACGAGGCCAACAACUCGCUUUGCGCUUCUCCUUCUUGCCGCCAGCCCAUUGAAGGACCCUGUGCCAUGUCACACUCGGGUAUGAGAUACCACCCAGAACACUUCACUUGCGAGUACGAAGAUUCCGAAGGAAUAUGUGAGACUCUACUCAAGGAGUACUGGGAAGUCAACGGGAAAAGGAUGUGCGAACGCCAUGCUGUUCGGACCGAGUCAGAGGAAGAUGGCACUCAGAACACACGCCCAAGGCGAAGAAGAGACAGACACAGUUCUUGA
This is a messenger RNA of Rhizoctonia solani, 2313 nucleotides long. RefSeq names its product lim-type zinc finger-containing protein. NCBI's taxonomy places the organism in Eukaryota, Fungi, Basidiomycota, Agaricomycetes, Cantharellales, Ceratobasidiaceae. The record is from RefSeq and is a predicted model, not a curated record. The transcript is spliced from 6 exons. The coding region runs from base 1 to 2313 and encodes 770 amino acids. Gene Ontology annotation, cellular component: nucleus; Z disc. Gene Ontology annotation, molecular function: transcription coregulator activity.